GCACUACUCGAGGAGUAAGCUCACGAUUGGCUCAAAUAGAUAGAUCGCGACGCGCAUGUCGAACAUGUGUUCUUCCGUUUCGCGCCUAAAAUUGUUAGCGUACGAAGAAUACACAGUAGAAUACAUUGGUCUGUCAGGUCUCGAUUGUCAUGGAUCUCUCUACGUCGUUUGGGAAACUCUCUGCGGGAAACGGUAAUCGGUCUCCCCUAAAAAUGCCGAGCAAAGAAACUGCACGAGGAAAGAUGCACGUUAUCAAGCGCAAUGGACGCAAGGAGGAUGUUCACUUUGAUAAAAUUACUUCAAGGAUUGCCAAACAAUGUUAUAACUUGGAUAUGAACUAUGUAGAUCCAUCUGCUGUGGCGAUUCAAGUGAUUCGUGGUUUAUAUUCAGGAGUAACCACAGUCAUACUUGAUAAUCUUGCAGCUGAAACUGCAGCUACAAUGGCAACUAAUCAUCCUGACUAUGCUAUAUUAGCUGCAAGAAUUGAUGUGUCUAACUUACACAAAGAAACCAAGAAGAGCUUCAGUGAGGUCAUGCAUGAUUUAUAUUAUGCCAGGAAUUCUAUCACAAAUCAGCAUACUCCUAUAAUCAGCGAACAUUAUUAUAAUAUUAUUAAGAAUAAUGCGGAUAGACUAGAUUCUGCUAUAAUAUACGAUCGAGAUUUUAGUUAUAAUUAUAUUGGUUUCAAAACGCUCGAAAGAAGCUAUCUGCUGAAAAUCAAUGGCAAGAUAGUUGAGAGGCCUCAACAUAUGUUGAUGAGAGUAGCUGUUGGUAUUCACGAAAACGACAUUGACAAAGUUAUAGAAACGUACAAUUAUUUGUCUGAACGAUAUUUUACACAUGCUUCACCAACGCUAUUCAACGCUUGUACUAACAAUCAGCAGAUGUCUAGUUGCUUCCUUCUAACUCUCGAAAACGAUAGCAUAAAGGGUAUUUACAGCAUGCUAAAAAAAUGCUCGCUCAUUAGCAAAUACGCUGGAGGCAUAGGAAUUAAUGUUCAUUGCAUUCGUGCCAAAAGUGCAGAAGAUACGAAUACAACUAACGGUUUGGUUUCCGUUUUGAAGUUGUAUAAUGAAAUAGCUGUUUAUGUUGAUCAGGGAGGAAACAAACGACCAGGAGCAUUUGCUAUUUAUUUAGAACCAUGGCAUGCUGAUAUUUUCGAAUUUUUGGAACUUAAGAGAAACAUCGGCGAUGGAAAUAUGCGAGCCAGAGACUUAUUUUACGGUUUAUGGAUACCGGAUCUUUUUAUGGAACGUGUGUAUAACGACGAGAUGUGGAGCUUAAUGUGUCCAUAUGAAUCUCCCGGUUUGGCUGACGUUUGGGGCGAUGAAUUUAAAGAAUUGUAUAUUAGAUACGAGAAGGAAGGUCGCUACAGAAAACAAGUUGAGGCCAGGACUGUGUGGCUCGCCAUUCUCAGAUCUCAAGGAGAAACUGGAACACCUUAUAUGCUUUACAAAGAUCAUUGUAAUCGAAAAUCAAAUCACCAACAUUUAGGCACUAUCAAAUGCAGCAAUCUGUGUACUGAAAUUGUUGAAUAUUCUGGUCCUGGGGAAGUUGCUGUGUGCAAUUUAGCGUCUAUCGCUGUUAAUAUGUUUGUCAAUACAGACACCAAAACUUUCGAUUUCGAUAAACUUAAAACAGUGGCAAAAAUCGUUACUCGUAAUCUAGAUAAAGUCAUCGACGUUAAUUUUUAUCCUAUCCCAGAGACGAAAGCAUCUAAUCAAAAACACAGACCUAUUGGUAUUGGUAUACAAGGUCUAGCUGAUGCGUUCUUGUUAAUGCGAUAUUCUUUCGACAGCAAAGAGGCGAAGGAACUCAACAUUAAAAUCUUUGAGACACUCUAUUAUGGUGCGUUAGAAUGUAGUUGCGAAUUAGCUGCGGAAAAGGGUACUUAUGAAACAUAUCAAGGCAGUCCGGUUAGCAAAGGUAUCCUCCAAUACGAUAUGUGGAACGUUAAACCAACGGAUUUAUGGAAUUGGGAUGAAUUGAAAGCGAAGAUCGCGGAGCACGGAGUGAGAAAUUCACUUUUAAUAGCACCUAUGCCAACGGCCUCGACAGCGCAGAUUUUAGGGAAUAACGAAUCUAUUGAACCGUACACGAGCAAUAUCUACGUGAGGCGCGUAUUGUCUGGAGAGUUUGUCAUCGUCAAUCCGCAUCUACUGCGAGACUUGACUGCCAGAGGUUUAUGGGACGAAGACAUGCAAAACGAGAUUCUCGCGAACUUUGGAUCCGUUCAAAACAUCGAACGUAUUCCCGACGAUCUGAAAAUGCUUUACAAAACAGUAUGGGAAAUACCGCAGAAAGUAAUUCUCGAAAUGGCGGCUGAUCGGGGAGCUUUCAUCGAUCAGUCGCAAUCUUUAAACGUUCACAUAGGUGAUCCGACAACUGAAAAACUCACAUCGAUGCAUUUCUUUGGAUGGAGAAGUGGUUUGAAGACUGGUAUGUACUACCUAAGAACAAAACCAGCCGCAAAUCCUAUACAAUUUACAGUGGAUCAGUCGAAAUUACAAAGUCGCGAUUCCAUAUCAAGUGCUUCCAACACCAGCACCUCUACUAUUAAUAGCACUCCUAUUAAUAGCACUCCUAUUCAUCAGUCGCCCAACAAAGAUGUCAAUGGUGAUGACGAUGCCGAAAAACGAAAACAAUUGAGCCAGCAAGCGAGUAAAAACUUGGAAGCCAUGCUCGCUUGCUCGCGUAAGAAUAAGGAAGCUUGUACGGCAUGUAGCUCCUAAGUAUUUACUACUUUUAAGCUUUUAUCUCUUGUAUCCGAAAUAUGUUGUUUUUUUACUUUGUAAAUUAUGUAAACAGGAAUGUGCUUUGGGAGUGUAUAUUCUGAACUGAAUUGCAUUAUUAAAUUGAUAAAAGAUGUUUCGAUAAGUAUAUAGUACUAAAGAAAAAAAAAAUUUUUUUUUUAAAUUGUGAUUUUGUAAAUCUAAACACUAUUUUUAUAUAUACUUGUGUUUUCUAUAUGCGCAUAACGCGCCCAUUUUACUAGAAUAUUGAGAAAACAUGAAACUUUGUCAUUUUAAAUAAAACUUGGAAAAAAAUAUGCAAGAAAUAAAUAUAUUUUCAA
Solenopsis invicta (red fire ant) is the source of this 3073-nucleotide messenger RNA. It is a transcript of the gene RnrL, whose product is annotated as ribonucleoside-diphosphate reductase large subunit. The coding region runs from base 150 to 2732 and encodes 860 amino acids. The transcript has 11 exons. Gene Ontology annotation, cellular component: ribonucleoside-diphosphate reductase complex. Lineage: Eukaryota; Metazoa; Arthropoda; Insecta; Hymenoptera; Formicidae. The record is from RefSeq and is a predicted model, not a curated record. Gene Ontology annotation, biological process: deoxyribonucleotide biosynthetic process; DNA replication. Gene Ontology annotation, molecular function: ATP binding; ribonucleoside-diphosphate reductase activity, thioredoxin disulfide as acceptor.